Molecule: messenger RNA, 200 nt
Organism: Cinara cedri
Lineage: Eukaryota; Metazoa; Arthropoda; Insecta; Hemiptera; Aphididae
Source: the annotation of a GenBank genome assembly
GCUGGUCAUAUUUGGAAAUCUAAAGGUAUAGCAAACAACAUUUUUGCUGGAGGACUGAACGUAAAACGGUCUAGUGGUCGAUCGAGACAAACAUCGGCUGAAAAGGUGAAGACAAGUCUCACUGAAAUCUCUACAAAGACAAGAAUUGAAGACAGAAAUAGGUGGAGAGGAGCAGUUGAGACAGAGGUCCUAUAUGAACU